AGCAGCGAUGGUUCAGCACGUGAUGAGGAUUUUCUUUCUCUGUACGAUGGGUUUGUUGUUGGAGAUGCUGAACUGUUUGGAAGCAGAACCUGGAGAGAACAUCACCAUGUGGUGCCAACAUGAGCUGAGAAGUUCAGGUUACAUCUACUGGUAUAAACACACCAGUUCUUCAGCACCACGUUUUCUUAAGUGCAAGUAUUUUACAUCAUCUGGUUCAUCAGCAGAAUGUUACAAUCCUAAUGAAAAUAAUGGAAUGGUGAUGAGUGUAGAGAACAGAAAUACGUCUCUCACAAUAACUGCAGUAGAUCUUUUAGAUUCAGCUCAUUAUUACUGUGGAUACAAGAGAACAGAUGGACAGGAAGUGACCUUCAGCAAAUCCACCUAUCUACAUGUGAGAGAGAGAAAUGAAAGUAUUUCUGAACCUUCAGACAGAGCAGAAGAGAGAAAUGAAAGUCUUUCUGAACCCUCUCACAGAUCAGCAGGUUUUAUAUCUGCUGGUAAUUUCUUUAUGCUGGUUGGGGGUUUUGGUGCAGUGGUUCUGAUUCUUCUUAUAAUUCUCAUUAUCUUCCUUAUCUACAUAAUAAUGAUGCACAGAAAAACAGAUCUCAACACUGAAGCACAAGCAAACAAGGAUGAAAAUCAUGACUUGGUGAUUUAUGCUGCUCUGCACUUCUACAACAAGAACAUGGUGGAUCCCCAUGAUGUUUAUUCCAGUGCUUUAUAUCAGAAAUUAUUAUAGUGACGUUGGAGUGAGAUGUUUAGUUAUGAAACAUUAUUAAUAAAGAGCAGCAAGUUUAUCAUAAAUGAUCAGGAGUUGGAUGAUGAGAUAUUAGAAAUUACAUUGUGCUAAUAAUCCACCACAUUUUGAAAACUGGAUCAUUGUUUCCACUCCCUUUUUUCCUUUCUGUCCCUCUUUAAUGCA
Trichomycterus rosablanca is the source of this 922-nucleotide messenger RNA. RefSeq lists its product as uncharacterized. Gene Ontology annotation, biological process: response to bacterium. The record is from RefSeq and is a predicted model, not a curated record. NCBI's taxonomy places the organism in Eukaryota, Metazoa, Chordata, Actinopteri, Siluriformes, Trichomycteridae. The coding region runs from base 8 to 739 and encodes 243 amino acids. The transcript is spliced from 7 exons.